CAGAUCAAUUUACUUUCAGUUUUAUCGACGAUUCGACGAACCAUUAACAACGGUUCGUCGAACGAUUCAAAUUUUUAAACAAUCAAACGCUAUUCUUAAGGGUUGCUAUUAAAAAAAAAACAUGUAUUUUUUAACAAAAGUGCCAGUGUUUCUGAUUCUACUUAUCAGUGAUUCAAUCUGUGAUAUCGAUUUAGAUGUAGUCAAUAAGAAUUUGUACGAUUCAAAAAACUUUCUGCACAAAAACACUAAUGCGGUGCUUUCGAGGAUUUUAGAAGAGAACAAGUUUAAUUCGGACGUCGUUAAUAGUGUUGGGACUAACAGUGACGUAGUGAACAAUUACGAAGAUAUAACGAUUCUUGAUGACAAUGGUAAAUUGAAAAAUUUGAAGUUCAAAUCCGCUGCGCCUAAACAGCCGGUUGAUUUGAUACACAGUGAUUUGACUUUGACUAAAGUGAAUCAAAUUGAAGUGCCAGUUACUGAACAGUAUGAGGACGAAGUGAAGUUUGAAGCUGUUGGUCAAAAACCGAAGUUCUUCGACGAAUUGAGUUCGUUGGGAUUGAUCCCCCAAACUUGCCGUUACAGGGGUGCUCGGUACCCAUGUGGGUUGAGUAUAUCCUGCGUCCUAGGGGGUGGGAAGCCCCUAGACUUAUGUUCAGGUGGCAUGAUCUGGGCCUGCUGUGUGGAUAGGGAGACCACUGAGCGACCCACUGAGGUAGCACCCGUUGUUCAUAAUGCUAGUGAUCUAAUCGAACUGAUCGGAACAUUUCCACAUGAAAACUACGAUUACCAAACCAACACAAACCAAUUUGAAGAUCCAAUUAUCAUUUACACUGACUCCAAGCCGGAUUACCACCAAAAACCGGACACAAACCACCCAGAACUGGAUCAAACCGGUAACAACCGGCCAUCUUGGAACCAAAAUCAUUUUUACCAUGUAAAACCCUCUUACCAUGAGAGUACCACGAAAAAACCUGAUGAUUUUUAUCAUGACGGGAACACUAUACAGGGUGAUGAUGAUUAUGUGCCAGUACACACUAGCAAUAAGCCGUCGCGACCUAGUUUCCCGGGUUGCGGUGAGCAUUUCACCCGGUCCAACCGUAUUGUUGGUGGACAUUCGACUGGCUUUGGUUCCCAUCCGUGGCAAGCUGCUCUCAUCAAGUCAGGGUUCCUGAGCAAGAAGCUGGCUUGUGGUGGAGCUCUGAUCUCUGACAGAUGGGUGAUCACUGCUGCUCAUUGUGUGGCUACCACUCCAAAUAACCAGCUCCGCGUUCGUCUCGGCGAGUGGGACGUGCGGGACUCAGGGGAGAGGUACUCCCACGAGGAGUUCGCAGUACAACGCAAGGAGGUGCAUCCCUCGUAUGAACCAGCUGACUUCAGGAACGAUGUGGCACUAGUCCAACUUGAUAGAGGCGUAGUUUUUAAACAACAUAUUUUACCUGUAUGUCUUCCUCAAAAGCAGAUGAAGUUAGCUGGAAAGAUGGCCACCGUGGCCGGAUGGGGAAGAACGAGGCAUGGACAGAGCUCUGUGCCUUCUGUAUUACAGGAAGUGGAUGUAGAAGUAAUCCCUAAUGAACGUUGUCAGCGGUGGUUCCGAGCUGCUGGGAGAAGGGAGACCAUCCAUGACGUAUUCCUUUGUGCAGGGUAUAAAGAGGGUGGUAGAGACUCUUGCCAGGGUGACAGCGGAGGCCCUUUAACAAUGAAACUGGAGGGGCGAAGCACCCUCAUAGGCCUCGUCUCGUGGGGCAUCGGCUGCGGUCGAGAACACUUACCAGGCGUAUACACAAACAUACAAAAAUUCGUACCAUGGAUAGACAAACUCGUAAAUCCUUGAAAAACUUAAAUUAUGUGCCUUUUGCUACAAAUCUAACUUAUUGUAAAUAGAGUUUGUUUUUAAGAAAAAGUAAUUUAAAAUAAGAAAAAAGGAAAACAGUCGUUAAUAGUAUUUUUCAGUUUUUGAAAGAGAUUUUUCAGUCAGUUGUUUGUAAUUGCAAUUUAUAUGUAAUAUGUAUAUCGACUCAUUUGUCAUUCAUUGUUACACCAAUCAUAUCAUGUUAUUCAUUCAUAUCAUCAUGUUUUCACAAUUAGUAUCCAUCAUAAAAAGGUUCAAUUCACACAUUGUCAUUUUCUAACAUAUUUUCAUAAUUAAUUACAUAAAAGUAUUUUAAAUGUCCGUAACCAUCAUUCAUUGUCAUUUUUAAUCAGUAAUUUCAUGAACCAUAUUAUUAUCUUUCACUCAAUGAAUCAUCAUUCAGUUCCAUGGGCGGCGCUGAUCGCUUACCAUCAGGUGAUCCGUCAGCUCGUUCGCCUCCUAUUCCAUAAAACAAUAAUUGGUUCCAUCAAAAUCAUACAUUCAUUAUGUCAAUCACAUCAUUGUUUGUCAUUAGAUGUGUUUCGCUGGUCUUUACAUAAAUACAUACCUACAUACGUACGAACUUGCCAAGGGGGUAGGCAGCGACUAUGGAACGCCAAUUGCUACGAUUGGCUCACUCAAGUUACUGUUUGACGAGGAACUCGACUAGUUUCAAGCCAUGCUAGAGGCUCAUAUUUAUGAGUAGCAUUCCGCGAUCCGUGACAUGUCAACUGUCGCAAUGCUACUGGUAGUUCUUAUUUACGAUUUUUUUUAUAAAAAACUCAAUUAUUUCUCAUUCAUCAUCAUUGUCAUUGUCUAUGUUACAUAAAGUAUCAUUAUAAUCAGGAAAAUGUUUCAACACAUUACAAAACAUUAGUCCAAGAUCAUGAAUUUCCCGAAAUUCCAUUAUUCAUUUUUCAUUGACUUACAUUUUCAUUCCAUUUCAUAUACUACAUACAUACAUACGUCAAUACAUAUCGUCACACCUAUUUUCCUUUGGACAAGGCAGAGAUACUUAACUCUUUCGCUUCAUCUACAUUUUCAUUUCAUCAUAAUAACAGCCAAAGGACGUCCAAUACUGAACAUAGUUUUUCUACAUUUUCACUUAAGCCUAAAAAAAUUAUAUAAUCAUCCCUUUUUCUCUUAUUAGUCCCAGUAGUUAGAACCGUUAAGGAAUUGAAUUCUUUGCCGGGAUCUGUGUGUCUUCAAGUCCCGAGUGAACAGGUUGCUCUGCUCAUAGGUAGGCGUGCUCCAUCGUCGGCCACCACCAAGCGUGAUAAACUUCAACCUAUUAAAUAUAUAAAAGUUUCAACUCUCGUUGAUAACAAACAAAUAUUUGCUCUUUAUUGUAUUAGUAAUACAUUAAAACGCUGAAACUUGGUAUAUCGGAAGCCUAAGUUAUGACAACAAGGAAAUUUCGGCCUAUCAUCGAAAGGAAUUUUAAAUUUUCACAAAUAUAUUUUUACCAAGGAAAAAUCAGGUUCUAACCUUGGACGAGGCAUUUUCCCCCUGGGAUGGGGGGAGGGGGUAAAAAUAACCAAAUACUCAUGGUAACCAAAAUUAAGGUUCCAAAACGAUAAAGAGAAAUGUUCAUAGUCCGUAAAUAUUUCCAAAAUAAGGAU
This is a messenger RNA of Spodoptera litura, 3471 nucleotides long. RefSeq names its product brain-specific serine protease 4. Lineage: Eukaryota; Metazoa; Arthropoda; Insecta; Lepidoptera; Noctuidae. The record is from RefSeq and is a predicted model, not a curated record. Gene Ontology annotation, biological process: proteolysis. Gene Ontology annotation, molecular function: serine-type endopeptidase activity.